UAACUGUUAGGUUCGGCGAGACGGAGAAGAGAGAGAGACCCGAGCCAGGCGCAAUUUCAGCCAGAUCAGUUCCUCCGAACUAAGGAAAGCAGGGAGUUUAUAAGACUUUUAGGAAACACGACUUGUCGCCAUUCGUCUCGUUGACUCUGUCCCCAGCGUCCUCCGGCCUCACAGACCUGGUGAUUCCAGCGCUUCCCGGACUCCAGAUAACCCUGUGGCAAGACAGAGAGAGACUGUGCAGUCCUUGUAGAUUCAUCACCUGCUUUGAAGUGGUCUUGGCAUCACAGAGAGGACCGUUCAGGCAAAUUUCACCAUCAGCCUCACAUUGGCAGCCAUUGAUUUGUCCCGUGGUUGUGGUCCUUCUGGGGACCUGAUCUGCCUUCACGAAGAAAAGAUACCAGGAGCAAGGAUGCUUGCUGACUCUUUGAUAAAUUGUAAACAGGACCCAGUGACUUUUGAGGAUGUAGCUGUGGACUUUACCCAAAAAGAGUGGAUUUUAUUGGAUCAAACUCAGAGAAACCUAUACAGAGAUGUGAUGCUGGAGAACUACAAGAACCUGGCUUCAGCUGUAAGCUGCAAUGGACCACAACCCUGGGAUGGUAAGCAAUGUGGAGAAAUCUCUGGUGAGCACUCGUGCCUUAAGACACACAUGAGAACUCAAAAUUCAAGGGACACUUCUAACUGUAAUCACCAUGGAAAAGCCGUUUUUAUUUUGCACAAGAACAUCUCUACUGGAGAGAAACUUUCUGUAUUGAAUCAGUGUGAAACAGCCUGUAGCCUGAUUCCAAAUGUUGCUUCCCAGAGCACGUGCAUGAGAGGCAAAUCCUUUGAAUCCAGUGCCUGUGGAAAAGUGAUCCUUAAUCAGUCACACCUUCAGGCACAUAAGACAACUCACAACGGAGAAAAACUCUACGAAUCGAAGGCCUGUGGGAGAGCUGUCACUGACCCCACAAGCCAUCCUGUGUCUGUUCAAAAGCACACUGAAAAACAACCCUACAAAUGUAAGGAAUGUGGAGAAACCUUUAGGUAUGUUUACCAUCUUAAUUGCCACAUGGAAAUCCACACUGGGGAGAAACCCUAUAAAUGUAAGGAAUGUGGAAAAGCCUUCACUGAGCACUCAGGACUUACUAAUCACAAACAAAAACACACCGGAGAGAAGCCCUAUGAAUGUAAGGAAUGUGGGAAAGGCUUUACUAGGUUUUCCCAACUAGGUCAACAUUUAAAUACUCACACUGGAGAGAAGCCCUAUAAAUGUAAGGACUGUGAGAAAUCCUUUACUAGAGCCUCACAUCUUAAUUCUCAUAUAAAAACUCACACUGGAGAGAGUGACAAACUCUAUAAAUGUAAGGACUGUGAGAGAACCUUCACUGGGCGUUCUGGACUUACUGAUCAUGAACGAACACACACUGGAGAGAAGCCCUAUAAAUGUAAGCAAUGUGGGAAAGCCUUCAGUCGGUACUCAGGCCUUAAUAACCAUGUAGUAAUACACACUGGAGAGAAGCCCCACGAAUGUAAGGAAUGUGGGAAAGGCUUUACUAGGUUUUACCGACUAAGAGAACAUUUAAAUACUCACACAGGGGAGAAGCCCUUUGGAUGCAAGGUAUGUGGAAAAUCCUUUAGUCAUUCCUCCAACCUUCAAAUUCACAGUCGAGGUCACACUGGAAUAAAACCCUACAAAUGUAAGCACUGUGGCAAAGCCUUCACUGGGCAUUCCAACCUUACUAAACAUGUAAGAACUCACACUGGGGAGAAGCCCUAUAAAUGUAAGGACUGUGGGAAAUCCUUUGCUAGAGUCUCACAUCUUAAUUCUCAUAUGAAAACUCAUACUGGAGAGAAACCUUAUAAGUGUAAGGACUGUGGGAAAACCUUCACUUGGGCUGUUGCCCUUUCUAAACACAUACGAACUCACACUGGAGAGAAGCCCUAUGUAUGUAAGGAAUGUGGGAGACCCUUCGCUGCUUUGUCACACCGUACUGCACAUAUGAGAACUCACACUGGAGAGAAACCCUAUGAAUGUAAACAAUGUGGAAAAGCCUUUUCUCAGAAAUCAGCUCUUAAUCAACACAUAAGAAUACAUACUGGAGAGAAGCCUUAUGACUGUAAGGAAUGUGGGAAAGCCUUCAGGUAUGCCCAUUUACUUCAAAGACAUAAAACAACACACUCUGACAAUGCCCCAUGAAUUUAAGGAAUGUGAGAGAGCCAAUGGAAUCUGAUCACAAUCCAGCUUGUAAAAACUCACCCUGAAGUCAUAUAAGGAGGAAGCACAGAAAGUCUUCACCAUUUCCAUGGAUCUUACUGAAUUUGUGAGAUCUUGCAAUGGAGAGAAACCCUAUUGAUUGAAUCUAUGUGGAAAACUCAUAAUUCUGCUAAAUACUUUGUUUACUUAUCUCACAAAAGAGAAAACCUUUAUGAAGGUAAGAAAUGUUGGAAAGUCAUCUUUUUUACAUGAUAUUUCCCAGCUUUUCAUAAACGUGAUUAGCACAAGAGAAGCUGUGAAUAUAAGGAAUAUGGGGAUUGCUUUCUUAUGUCUGGUCUGCUGACAGAGGUAUGGCUUUUUCAUUCUGUAGAAUUUGAACCUUUGCGAUUCUGGCCUGGUCAUUCCUAGAGUGAUAUAUAUUUGUCACCUUUCAGGUUGCAAACAUGGCCAAAUUGAGCCUCCAAUUUUCAGACUUAAGCCUAGUUUCACAGUAUACAUUAUCUGGUUGGUUUUUAUUUAAUUUUAGUUGUUAAAAUUGAAAUUUAAAAAUACGCAUAAUUUAGUUAUUUGAAAACUUCAGUAUGUUUGGAACAACUUAGAUGUUUAAAUCUACUUUUUAAACUGUUACCUUUACUAGAUAUAAACACAAUUCACGUACAUCUGAUCACAAUUCAGUGUCUAUUGACUUGAAGACUUAGUAUAAGGAAAAGGAUAUAAAUAAGUCAGUCUUAAAAUUGGUUUACAUACUCAAUAUUUUUGGUAUAUGCAGUAAAAUAAAACAUUAUUACAAAUAA
Messenger RNA from Galeopterus variegatus (Sunda flying lemur), 2991 nucleotides. RefSeq names its product zinc finger protein 883-like. The coding region runs from base 410 to 2179 and encodes 589 amino acids. The transcript is spliced from 7 exons. The record is from RefSeq and is a predicted model, not a curated record. Gene Ontology annotation, biological process: regulation of DNA-templated transcription. NCBI's taxonomy places the organism in Eukaryota, Metazoa, Chordata, Mammalia, Dermoptera, Cynocephalidae.